Syzygium oleosum is the source of this 738-nucleotide messenger RNA. Its product is annotated as agamous-like MADS-box protein AGL80. The coding region runs from base 41 to 562 and encodes 173 amino acids. Lineage: Eukaryota; Viridiplantae; Streptophyta; Magnoliopsida; Myrtales; Myrtaceae. The record is from RefSeq and is a predicted model, not a curated record. Gene Ontology annotation, molecular function: protein dimerization activity; DNA-binding transcription factor activity, RNA polymerase II-specific; RNA polymerase II cis-regulatory region sequence-specific DNA binding. The transcript has a single exon. Gene Ontology annotation, biological process: positive regulation of transcription by RNA polymerase II.
GCCACCCAUUUCCAUCAAAUUUGUGCUUUGUUUGACGAACAUGGGUCGGAGAAAGGUUAGGUUGGAGCUGAUCACCAACGAUUCGGUCCGGAAAACGACCUUCCGGAAGAGGAAGGGCGGGCUGCUGAAGAAGGCGAGCGAGCUCAAGACGCUGUGCGGGGUCGACGCGUGCGCGCUCAUCUACACCGCGAGCGACGCGGAGCCCCACGUGUGGCCGUCCCCGGACGAGGCUCACCAGGUGCUCGAGAGGUUCCAGAGCUUGCCCUCGAAGAAGCAAGGGAAGCACAUGCUGAACCACGAGGACUACCGCCCCAAGGACGUGUCGAUGCUGGAGCUCAAACUGGAAAACGGGGUGAAGAGGAACCGCGAUCUCGAGAUCGAGCUGCUGCUGAUGGAUCAUCUCUCGGGUAAGAACGUGGUCGAAUCGAUGAAGGAUGAUGACAUGAAAAUGCUGUACGAGUCUGUGGAUGACAAGAUCAAGAACCUAACCCUUCAGAUGGACAACCUCAAGGCGUCUGCUAAGGUUGAGGAAGACGCGCACAGCGUUGUUCCGGCAAGUUGAAUCUCUUCCUUCGAGGAGGAUUUAUAGUGCAAAAUUCGAUGUGACCUUGAUGAGUUCUCAUCUUUUCUCUUCAUCUGAUUAGUCAAUAAGCCAAAACUUUCUGGGAUUGAAUAAUGUGCACAAACAUUUGCAGGGAUGCCCUUAUUUGCUUCCUUUUAUGCCCUUAUUUGUCUUCC